Hippocampus comes (tiger tail seahorse) is the source of this 1640-nucleotide messenger RNA. It is a transcript of the gene tmem41aa, whose product is annotated as transmembrane protein 41aa. The record is from RefSeq and is a predicted model, not a curated record. Lineage: Eukaryota; Metazoa; Chordata; Actinopteri; Syngnathiformes; Syngnathidae. The coding region runs from base 463 to 1323 and encodes 286 amino acids. The transcript is spliced from 5 exons.
GGCCCUCGUGUGUUUCCGCUGUUUCUUGUUUCAGUAUGAUAUAUUCUCAAUUGACUCACUUAAGUUUCCACUCAGAUACUAUUAAAAAUAAUGUUACAAUUUCUCGCUCAAAUACAGCGACCGCAGGUGAACACUGUUGGAGGGAAAGUGAGGCUCUUAAAAGGAUGGUUCGCGUGGGAGUGUCACGUGACCCAGCUAUAGUUUCAACUGAUUUUUUUUUUGUUGCAGUAAUAAUGCAACGUUAUUGAACGCCCACUCAAAUGACCAGACGCUCUUCAUUUCAAAUGUUAUUUAUAUUUCAACUUUAGGGUCGAAUGACAACCGUAAACAAACGAGCGUUGUUGGGAAAUGACGUCACAAAGUACGGACUACUGUCAGUGUCUGCGCCUGUCACGUGACCCAGCUGCUUUGUCUGUCAAAAAACAAAAAAACAAAACAAAUAUAAGAACGUGAGUGGCGACUAUGCGGUCACUCAUCGGACUUGUGUCCGUGGUCGUCGCUGCAACUGUGUACCUAUAUUCACUGUCUCUGUACUUGCCCCCCGGACCGCCGAGACCCGCUCAGACCUCAGCCGAGACCCAACAUGCCGCCGCCGGAGCAGAAGGGUCCGAAGUGUCCGCUGAGAGAACCGAGGACACAAGAAGCAGGUUGAAAUUUCCAUCUGACUUGGAGGAUCUGCGAGAGCUGUCCGAGCUUCUUCAAUUCUACAAGACGGAGCACACGGCCUACGUACUGCUGCUCUUCUGCAGCGCUUACCUCUACAAGCAGUCUUUCGCCAUCCCCGGAUCCUCCUUCCUGAACAUCUUAGCGGGAGCCAUAUUUGGCCUGUACUGGGGUUUGCUGCUAGCCUGUGUGCUCACCACGGUGGGGUCCACCGCCUGCUACCUCCUGUCCCAGGCCUUUGGGAAAUCCUACAUUGUCAGACUCUUCCCAGAUAAGGUGGCCAUGCUCCAGAGUAAGGUGGAGGACAACAAGGACUGCUUGUUCUUCUUCCUUCUCUUCUUGAGGUUCUUCCCCAUGACGCCCAACUGGUUCCUCAACAUGUGCGCCCCUGUCGUCAACAUCCCCGUCACUUUCUUCUUCUGCUCCGUCUUCAUCGGUCUGCUGCCCUACAACUUCAUCUGUGUGCAGACGGGCGUCAUGUUGGCAGAAGUCUCAUCUCUGGACCACUUGUUCUCCUGGCAGCGCCUCGCCCAGCUUUUGGCCACAGCGUGCGCGGCGCUGCUGCCCGGUGCCCUCAUCCGCCGUUACGGUCAGCGGUGCCUCAGGGGGACUGCCUCGCACCAGCCCAAUGGACUCCCCGACAACAAGAACGUCCACUGAAACACUACAUGGGUAGUUCUUUGGGACUACUGGACCCACUGUCAGUCAACUUGGUCUAUACAAGAAAAUAUACAGGGAGGGACAACUUUCGGCUGUUACAAACAUCUACCUCACAGCGGUAUUGAAACUCUCCUGCUUUUGAGAACACUGGCUUGAAAGGGAAGCACCUUAUUUAGAACUAAGUACAAAAUAGCAUUUGUAAAUUUUGAAUACAACUUAAAAGUUGAAAUGAACAAUCUCGAGUCAAACACACAACUUGCCAAAGUCAGGUGGGAUAAGCUCAAGAUCACCCCGCGACCUGAAUAAAGACGAGCGCU